CAUUCCUCCAUCCUCUACAUCCAUCACAUCUCCAUCCACGUCUACAGGUCUGUUACCCUCUUAUUCACCGUCGCCACCAACCUACGUACGAGGUAAUACUUAGACCUUAACCCGACAUGGCUUAUUCGUGACCAUCUCCGUCCUUGCGCGCCGAGUCCGGACGACUUUACUUCUUUGCUAGCCACGGCUAGUCGUCACCCCCUUCGUGUUAUGCGCCUUGCACCAUGUAAUAACCACUCCAGAUUCUUGAGAUACCCUCGGCCGCAGCAACGAAUACUGCACCCGCCCUCCCUCUCGAUUCCGACAUAGUUACAACCGUGAGAGCAGUAAUAAUAAUAAUACCAUGGCGCAAGACGAGGAUCCCACCCGCGAUUCUGCCCCCGACUUGCAGAUCCUGGGCGACCAGAUCACCCUCCGGCCGAGAAGCUAUGUCGAAACGCGUCCCCACGAUGGCCAGGAAGCGCCGCUGAUGCACAACAUGGCUCACUUCCGCUCCGAACCGCUGCAGUUCCUCCGCGAAGUCUCCCUCUACGUUUCUGGCACCGGGUGGCGAGCAUAUGAUAGAGUUAUUGGCCAGCCCAUCUUUUACUCCGGCUUCUCUGAGCAGAUGAAGAAUGCCGUUGUCUCUACGCCGCUCCUGCGCGCCCGGAUAUCCCAGCUAGCCGACAAGCAAUUAGAACUCGAAGUGAAGGAGGGAUGGCUUAAGGGGGAGGACAGCGACCAUCCUUCGCAAAAGGCACACCGGCGAGCGGCCAUCGAGUCGGGGAUACAGGAGGUGGCUGAGAAGAUGACGAACGACAUGAUAUGCAAGUUCGAGAGCAAGACUUUCAUUAGGGGAGCGUAUUACUUGGUUACGCAACUGCUCACCCGAGCCUACCACCAAGGGAUACACGUCUCGAGCGAGGAGGUUCUGAAGCUGCGGAAGGUCGCCGAAGUGGCUGAGCAGAAAAAGCAGAGCAUCGUGUUCUUACCCUCCCACCGGUCUCAUGUCGACUACAUCUCUUUACAGUUGAUUUGCUACCGUCUGGGCCUGGCGCUUCCCGUUGUCGUUGCUGGCGAUAAUUUGAAUUUCCCAGUCGUCGGGAGCUUUUUACAACAUGCAGGCGCAAUGUGGAUUCGACGGUCUUUCGGAAAUGACGUUUUAUAUACAACCCUUGUACAAGCCUACAUAGACACUUUGCUCCAGGGGGGCUAUAACUUCGAAUGUUUUAUAGAGGGCGGCCGAUCGAGGACGGGAAAACUACUACCCCCCAAAUUCGGCAUUCUCAGCUUCGUAAUGGAUAGCGUGCUGUCGGGCCGGGUCGAGGACGCCGUCAUAUGUCCGGUGAGCACACAAUACGAUAAAGUCAUCGAGACGGAGGGCUACGUCACGGAACUCCUAGGCAUCCCGAAGAAGAAGGAGAACUUAGCCGACUUCUUGACCGGCGGCUCUUCGGUGUUAUCGCUGCGACUGGGGAGGGUGGAUGUCCGUUUUCACGAGCCUUGGAGUCUGCGUGGCUUUAUUGACGAGCAGCUGACGAAGCUCACCAAAUCGCCUGAGAAUCUAAGACUGGACAGGAAAACGCCCGAGAACGUUGCGAUUAAGCAGAAGCUACUGCGGACUAUGGGAUACAAGGUCCUGUCUGAUAUCAACAACGUGUCCGUGGUCAUGCCUACUGCACUUAUUGGCACCGUGUUGCUCACACUCCGCGGCCGAGGGGUGGGCAAAUCCGAAUUGAUACGGCGGAUCGAGUGGCUCAUUGCUCGGGUCAGGGCGAAGGGCGGCCGUGUUGCGCACUUUGGCAACGCCCCCUUGUCCGACGUCGUAGAACGAGGAUUGGACGUCCUCGGCAAGGACCUCGUUGGCGUCGUGCAAGGGCUCGCCGAGCCGACGUACUAUGCUGUGGACCGGUUCCAGCUUUCUUUCUACCGAAACAUGACAAUCCACCUCUUCAUAUCCGAAUCCCUAGUCAGCGCCAGCAUGUACACCCGCGUGAAACUGGGCGGCGGCCCGGCACACCAGGAAAUAACCUACAACGCCCUCCGGGACCAGGUUUUAUUCCUCUCGUCGCUGUUUCGCGGCGAAUUCAUAUUUCCCGGCGAGGGGUUGGCGGCAAACCUGGAAAAGACGAUAGUCGGGCUCGAGAGCGAUCGAGUUCUUAGUCUUAAGCGGGACGAAAAGGGAGACAUAUUGAGCGUCGGGCUUGCGGAUGAAGAGAGGGCAGUCGGCCGAGAGAACUACGAUUUCUACUGCUUCCUCAUCUGGCCAUUCAUCGAAGCCAGCUGGCUCGCCGCCGUUUCGCUCAUGGGUCUUACUCCCCCCAACGGGCAGGAUAGUGGUAUCUGGAUCGAGGCUGCGAAGGCGCAGAACACCACGCAACUACUGGGCAAGACCCUUUACCACCAGGGCGACCUGAGCUACUUCGAGGCGGUAAACAAGGAGACGCUUAAGAAUUCCUAUCAACGUUUCGAAGAGGAGGGGAUUCUUUACGUAGUCAAAUCAAAGGACGAAAAGGUCCCACCGCGGUUGCGGCUCGCAUCCGAGUGGAUGCCGUCGCGCGACCCAACUUCCGGAGCGCUGCAACCAUCGGGCAGACUAUGGGACUUUAUCGAGCGUAUCGCGUCGAGCCGGCGCGAGGGCAAGAACCGGAGAGACGGCGCGACGGUCAGCACGCGGGUGCUAAGGCUUGUCGACGCGCUGGGUGCGAAGCUGUUCGAAGACGCGACCAACGCCGAGGGCAAGGCCGAAUCGAAGCUGAGCGCCGAGGAGGCAGCUAAACUGAGGAAGACCGUCGGAACCGAGAGGAGGAGGCGCAGGUUAGAGGGCCGGGCGAAUUUAUAAUAGGCGCCGGAUAUAUAUAUGUGCGUGUGUACUACUUGUAUACUACUCGUUAUUGCUUCUACUAUCAGAUACGACCGCGAAUUCGCCUUGAUGCAUGAGGCUCCGAGGCCAACAAAGCAAACAGGGGCUUCACUGUACUUGAAUAAUAAUACCAUGUUCAGUCUACCUUCA
Durotheca rogersii is the source of this 2992-nucleotide messenger RNA. Its product is annotated as acyltransferase-domain-containing protein. The transcript has 5 exons. NCBI's taxonomy places the organism in Eukaryota, Fungi, Ascomycota, Sordariomycetes, Xylariales, Xylariaceae. Gene Ontology annotation, cellular component: mitochondrial membrane. The record is from RefSeq and is a predicted model, not a curated record. Bases 344 to 2821 code for a protein of 825 amino acids.